Postia placenta MAD-698-R-SB12 is the source of this 889-nucleotide messenger RNA. RefSeq lists its product as hypothetical. NCBI's taxonomy places the organism in Eukaryota, Fungi, Basidiomycota, Agaricomycetes, Polyporales, Adustoporiaceae. The transcript has 2 exons. The coding region runs from base 1 to 729 and encodes 242 amino acids. The record is from RefSeq and is a predicted model, not a curated record.
AUGGAAGCAUACUCAGAGACCACCGCGUCCUACCUCCCGCUCGAGAUGUCAGAGAGCGUCGAGACGGAUCCGACCGUGCCUGCAUUCUCCACGAUCUCCCUGCCUGCCAAAAUAACCCUGACCGCGCAUCUGGACAAAGAGCGUCCGCUAUCCGAGCCUCGCUGGGUCAAGUCGGGCGAUGUCCAGGAGUGGCUCAGGAGCAUGUUCGGCCGCAUGUUCUGGGUCGCAGGCGAUGCCGCCGAAGGCUGGGAGAAAAAGAUCGAGGUUGCCGAUCCUGAUCCGGCGCCUACGAUCUGGACGAUCCUCGAGGCCUGGGCGCAAAACUCGACGGUCGGGCAGCUGACGGAGCGCCAGCGCUUCCUCCGCACACACAUGACGGAGACCGACAACAUCCUCGAGAUCCUGCUGCGUCUGGUGCGCGGCGAGCGCGCCACCACCCAGCCGACGCCCGCCGUCGCCGCGCCUAACAUCGCCGGGCCCCUGUUGUCCGCGCUCUCGCCCGGCGCCGCACACGGCGCGCAGCAGACGCACGUGUCGCUCGCCGUGCUGGCGAUCUUCCGGAUCGCCGUGGAGUACGCGAAGAAGGCGUCCCCGGAGAACGGCAAGAACGAGGUCGAGGAGCGCGCGGGCGAGAUCAUCCGCUCGCUGCCGCAGCACCUGCUGUAUAAGAGCCUGGACGGCAUCUUCAAGGAGUGGAAGAUGGAGAAGAAGGGCGGCGGCGGCAAGUGAGGUGGUUCUGUCUGCGGUCAGGGUCAGCGUACUUCGUGCCGUCGUGUCUGCAUUGCGAGUGUCUUCUUGUAUGCGAAUUCUUGGCCGUCGCUUCGCAUGUCGCCUGCGGGCUUGCCUUUGUAUGGUACGAUCUCCUUGCGAAAGUGCUCUCCCUUUUGUG